AUGGAGGAAGGGAUGCAGUCUUACCAGGAUCCAAUGUAUUUUACUUGUAGGUCCCGCAGGCAUUGCCAUAAGCCUCUAGAUCCGUCGAAAAAUGUUGUGGCUCGACGACAGUUGUUGAGUGUUACGAUUCUUUGCCUCCUGUUUAUGGGGAUUGAAGCUACUGGCGGUGUGUUAGCCAAUAGUUUGGCUUUGUUUUCUGACGUCCUACACCUCGGAAGUGAUCUCAUUAACUUCUUGGUCUGUCUGUCCGCUCAUUGGCUGGCCUCCAAACCCAUGACCCAGAAGAUGACCUUUGGCUAUCACAGAGCAGAAAUUUUGGGAGCCUUCUUCAGCGUGAUCUUUAUCUGGGUGGUCAGCGGCGUCCUGUGCUACAUAGCUGCAGACAGGAUCGUCCAUGGACACUACACGCAGGUCAAGCCGGACGAGAUGCUGGUCACCGCGGCUAUGGGUCUUCUAUUCAACAUCAUCAUUUCGUCUGUGGUGAGAAUAUUUGCAUAUAACCUCAGAAUCACAAGUGAUGCUCAACCACAUUCUCUUCACCACAAAACAGAAUCUGACAAAGAGGAAGACAAGGCCACACAGAAAACUCAACAGCCCAAGAAACCACGGAACAUCAACGUACGAGCGGCUUUCAUCCACGUGAUCGGUGACACUAUUCAGAGCCUGGGGGUGCUGCUCUCUGCCUUGGUGAUCAAAUUUGCUCCUAGCCAGGCGUACAAGCUGGCAGACCCGAUAUGUACGUUUGUAUUUUCUUUGGUGGUGCUCAUCACUACUAUGGCCAUCCUUCGGGACGUGAUAACUGUUUUUAUGGAAGGUGUUCCGAGAGGAAUCGGGUUUGCGUCCUUGAAGAAAGAUCUAGAAGACAUAGAUGGCGUGGUGACUGUCCAUAGCCUGCAUAUCUGGGCACUUACUAUGGAUACGACUGCGGUGUCUGUACAUCUGGUAAUCGAACAUCUGCACCAGCACGACGAGGUGCUUGCCGCCGCCACCAGGCUGAUACAAGACAAGCACCAAGUACACUUCACCACCAUUCAGGUGGAGCUCUUCCGUGACGAGAUGAACGCCUGUGAAGACUGUUUACGGUUCAACCAGUAG
This is a messenger RNA of Candidula unifasciata, 1095 nucleotides long. NCBI's taxonomy places the organism in Eukaryota, Metazoa, Mollusca, Gastropoda, Stylommatophora, Geomitridae. The record is from the annotation of a GenBank genome assembly.